Messenger RNA from Leptopilina boulardi, 2370 nucleotides. It is a transcript of the gene dare, whose product is annotated as NADPH:adrenodoxin oxidoreductase, mitochondrial-like. Gene Ontology annotation, molecular function: methyltransferase cap1 activity. The transcript has 4 exons. Lineage: Eukaryota; Metazoa; Arthropoda; Insecta; Hymenoptera; Figitidae. Gene Ontology annotation, cellular component: cytoplasm; mitochondrion; nucleus. The record is from RefSeq and is a predicted model, not a curated record. Gene Ontology annotation, biological process: ubiquinone biosynthetic process; 7-methylguanosine mRNA capping. Bases 191 to 2257 code for a protein of 688 amino acids.
GGCCAGUUUUUAAUUAUGUUGUUCUCCAAAGGAAAGUAAAUCAACUUGUCAAAAAUUGUUUUGUUAUUUUUCAAGAAUGAAAAUUUAAAAAAAGUAGUGUACAUAAAUCUUUUUAUAUAAUUUGCACUUACACAACAUAUGUGAAAGAAUAAAUGUGAAUUAUUUUUAACUGAAAAAAAGAAUAAUAAUAAUGGAUGAUUAUCAACAGGAAUUUAAUUUUAUAAAUGAAAUAUCCAUUGAUGAGACAGUUAAUACUUUAUUUAAUAAAACAUUUUCAUUGGAAAAUAAUGGGGAAUUUAUUUUACCAAAUGCAAAUUCCAUGUUCACUGAGGAUAUAUGGGAUAUAAAAGAAUUAUAUGAGAUAAAAUUCAAAUUAAAUGAGACAAAAUCAAAAUUAAAUAAUUAUCGUCUCAAUCAAUGGAGUGAACAUACGAGAAAAAGAAAUAAAGCAGGUGCUGUUCUUUGGUUUAUUGAUAAAACAAUUGAACCUGAAUUUAUAACACAAGCUUGGUGUAAAUUUUAUGAAAUUGUCUCACGUUUUCCUCUUAUAUCAAAUAAUGCAAUUAAAAAUAAAUCAUUUACUUCUGUUCAUUUAUGCGAAGCACCAGGUGCUUUUGUCACAUCUUUAAAUCAUUGGUUAAAAACUCAUUAUCCUCUAAUUAAAUGGAAUUGGAUUGCAACAACAUUAAAUCCAUAUUAUGAAGGAAAUUCAAUAGAACGAAUGAUAACUGACGAUAGAUUUAUUAUUCAUACAUUGGAACAUUGGAAUUUUGGUCCUUAUAAUACUGGAAAUAUUGUCGAGGAGGAAAAUCGUCAACAAAUAAUAGAUAAUUGUAAAGGAAAAAAUAAUAUUUUCCUUGUAACAGCAGAUGGUAGUGUUGAUUGUUCAAAUGAUCCUGGUGAACAAGAACAAAUUGUAACAAAACUUCAUCUUUGUGAAACAAUAACAGCUUUAAGUAUUUUAUCAAAUGGCGGUUGUUUUCUAUUGAAAAUGUUUACAAUUUUUGAACAAACAUCAGUGUCAUUAAUUUAUUUAUUAUUAUGUUGCUUUAAAUCAAUUCAUAUGUUUAAACCAGCAACAAGUAAAGAAGGAAAUUCAGAAAUUUAUGUGAUAUGUUUAAAUUUUAAUAGUAAAAUAUUUGCCAAUAAUUAUGAAAUUUUUAAUGAAAAAUUUAAUACAUUUUUCUCAUCAAAAGCAAUAUUUUGUCGUGACGAUAUUCCUGAGAAAUUUUUACAACAAAUUAUAAAUUGUGCGGAAUAUUUUAAAAAUCAUCAAUGCAAAGUAAUUCUUGAUAAUAUUGAAAGUUUUAAUAAAAAUUUUAAAAAUAUAAAUUUGGAAAUAAUAAAGAAAACAGUUGCCGAACGAUUCGUUGAUAUUUAUGAUUUGAAAAAAUUGGAUAAUGAAGAUUUGCAAAUUGUUGGAAGAACAAAAUUGGCGGCUUAUAAAAAUAUUUGCUCGAUUACAAGAAGUCCAUUGGAUUCAUAUAAUGAGAGAAAAGUAAUGAAUGAUUUGGAGCCAAAUUGUCGAUUGAAUAUUUUAUUAAAAAUAUUGCAAAACGUUGAGAUACAAGAAAGAGAAUAUCGAUUUGAACGAGAUUUUAAAUCAUUUCAUAAAUUAUGGUUCACUUUGGGAAAGCCGUAUCGUAGAAUUAAAAGUUCAAAAUUUGUGCCAACAAGAAUUUUAAAAACAUUAAAUCAAAGUUUUGAAAUUAUUGAAAUGAUGAAAAUGUGCUUUCAUUAUCCCUCGGAGGAAAAUGUGACUGAUUAUUUAAAUCGAAUGUGUUUUAAUUUUACCUCAACGAGUAUUUUAAAAUUUCAACAUACAAAUGAAGAAAAUAAUUAUUUUUUAAUUAGUGAAAUUUAUAAAGAAUUGGAAAAAUUUGUCGAAGGAAAUAAUCUUAUAUUAAUUGGAUAUAGUUUAUUUUCACAAAUGAAUGUUGGUCUAUUGAAACUUGUUGCACGUUUUUUUCGACAAUUAAUUUUUCAACCUGACAAUAAAUUGGGAUAUGUGAUAAUAUUGAGUCAUUAUAUUUCUGAAAAUAAUAAUAAUAUCUCGAGAAAUGAGAAGAAUAAUUUUAAACAACUUGUUGAUUUUGCGAAUGCAGCAAAAUUGAAAGAAACUAUUGUUUUAUCUGUGUUUUCAAUGUUGGAUUUGUACGAAACUAUUUGGAUGAGAAAGAUCGUGUAUAUUAAUUUAUGGAAUAUAAAGUCAUUUGCGAAGAAUCUCGAAGAGAAAAUAAUCCAAGGGAAUAAUUAGGAUUUAAAAUAUUUUAUAAUAUUGACAUUUAGAUAAGUAAUGUUUAUCUAGUCUGACUAAUUUUUUAUUAAGUUAAAAGUUAAUAAAAAAAAAAAUUUUUAAUGCCAGCUUAA